Molecule: messenger RNA, 807 nt
Organism: Desarmillaria tabescens
Lineage: Eukaryota; Fungi; Basidiomycota; Agaricomycetes; Agaricales; Physalacriaceae
Exons: 1
Coding region: 1-807 (268 amino acids)
Molecular function (GO): protein binding
Source: RefSeq, a predicted model, not a curated record
AUGCCGUCACACACAUCUGUUCUUUUCAAUUUCCCCGAUGCUGAUGUUGUUCUCACUGGUGGAGGUGACCAGAAGAGACGAUUUGCGGUACACAAAUGUAUCUUGUCAGCCGCUUCCCCCGUCUUCAAAGACAUGUUCAUGCUUCCACAACCCACAACCGCCGAUGGCGCCCUACCCGUCGUGGAUAUGAUAGAGUCUUCGAAGGUCGUGUUAGCGUUGCUGCAGUUCAUCUACCCUGUUCCCAACCCCACCAUUUCGUCUUUGGACGAACUCGUUCCCGUCCUCGAGGCUGCGAAGAAACUGGAUGUCGAUGCUGCCCUUGACUCCCUUCGCAAGCAGCUUGUUCUCUCCGAACACGUCGAGAAUGAGCCGUUACGUGUUUACGCGAUUGCCGCGCGAUUUGAUCUGCAAGAGGAGCUCAAGAUUGCAGCUAAACACACAUUGAAAAAGAAUGUCCUCGACUGCCCGUUGUCCGAGGACUUGAAACAUAUAACCGCUUACGAUUAUCAUCGUUUGCUCGAUCUACAUCGUCGGCACUCCCGUGCUAUGCAGGACGCGCUUCAACCUGACCGAUAUAGGUGUGGCCAGUAUUGUUACCCGGCGAAAUGGUGGACUGCGUUCAUAGAGGUGGCGAACAAGGAAUUGGCUGAAAGACCUAGCACCGAUGUCAUUUUUCGGCCGGAUUUUUUGUAUAGGUGCUACUCUUCCCAGUCCCAUUGCGGCGCGUGUGCCGAAUCGGUUCUCUCUCAGUUUACGGACCUUCUGAAGCUGAAGGAAUCAAUUGAUGCACUUCCGUUCGCAGUAUAA